AUGCCUCUGAUCAGAACACAGUCCACUUCCACCUCUGCAACAUCGCUUGUAACACACCGUGGACCAUGGGAUUCUCAUUCGCGACAAUAUCAAAGUCUGAGAUUCUUUGAGCGAUAUAUUGACACGCUAGAUGCAAGCAGACUGAAAAGCACACCCUGUACCACGUUCUUCUCUCCCAACGCCGUUUUCCAUGAUACCAAAGGCGAUGUCUACCUCUCAGGCUCGCAUAUCUGGGAGUGGAUGAAGCGAUUGUUCCCACCUUUCGAUUCGGUCACACAUGAGAUUGUGGAAGUGAGAGUGAUACCGGAAGCUGAGGGCCAUGUUGUUGUGUAUGGAGAGCUGGUGAGGCAUUUUAGGUUGAAGGGGGAUAGGACGGAUAUUGUGUCUCCGAUGUUCUGUGUUAUUACGAUCGGACCAGCUGAGGGCGAGGGAGGGAUUGAUGGUAUGCAAAUCCAUGAAGCGAGUGUCUUUUGGGAUAUGGGUAUUCUCUCUCGGUAUACGAAAGGCAAGGAGGAAGGACAUAAGCGGUGCCAUUGA
This is a messenger RNA of Cadophora gregata, 537 nucleotides long. RefSeq lists its product as uncharacterized. Lineage: Eukaryota; Fungi; Ascomycota; Leotiomycetes; Helotiales; Ploettnerulaceae. The transcript is spliced from 2 exons. The record is from RefSeq and is a predicted model, not a curated record. Bases 1 to 537 code for a protein of 178 amino acids.